AGAUUGAGGGCUGGGCUGGGCUGGGUUGGACAUAUUCAGCUGGUAAAAGUUUUCGUGCGCUUUUCUCUGGGCGUAAUUUGGACAGCGCGCACGGGGUGGGCUAAUUAAUCAUCGAAAAGCGUUCGUAAUGUUCGACUAAACACUAAGAACAAGGACACGUUCGCUAAAUGCAAACUAAUCGCCAGUGUGUUUAUGUUUUCAGUCUGUAGCCAUGAUGUCUCCAAACUAGCUAUCUGGCUAAACGCUCCGAAAUGGACUCGGUUUUGAGUGUCAGUGCGAAUCUAGAUCCGGAUUUCAGGAUGAAACCGAAGUCUAAUCGGUCCAGAAUCGAUUCGGAUUAACGAUGCUCUCUAGAAAGAAGAGUAAAAACGAAGCGUCCAAGCCAGCAGAAGUUCAGGGAAAAUAUGUGAAGAAAGAAACCUCCCCGUUGCUGAGAAAUUUGAUGCCCUCGUUUAUCCGGCAUCCAACGUUUCUUCGCCGUGAGCCCCCGUUAGCGGAGCCAGUUCCGGCCGGGGUGUCUGGUGCAGGUCCAUAUUCCUCUGGAUCUGUUGGGGAUGUUAGCGUCCCCAAGAGUUUCCUGCGCAACGCCCCUCCACGGACCCCCCUCGAGGUGUCACGGAGGGAGAGUCAUCGGCUGUCUGCUCCACCACACCUUCAUCGUGAUUACUCCCCUUCCUCGCCAUCUUACAUGAGCGAUGCUGGUUCGGUAACAGAGAAUGGAGACGGCGGCCCGUUUUACUACCCUCCAGAGCCGUACUACAAUAACCAACCCAGGCGAGCACGCAGACCAGACCACUUUAAUGAGAACUACAGGUACUAUGAGCACAAUGAACUCAGCUACCCACGAAACCCAGGACAGUCUCAGACGCCCCAGCCUCACAGUCGCCCACCCCCAGCAAUCGGCCGUGUGCCAGCAAAGUCAGUGGGUAAUCUGACGACCGUGAGCGGGGAGGAGGCAGCUCUUCCUCCUGGCUGGACUGUUGAUUGGACGAUUCGAGGCAGGAAGUAUUACAUCGAUCACAACACAAACACCACUCAUUGGAGCCAUCCGCUGGAGAGGGAGGGGCUUCCGCCGGGCUGGGAGAGGGUGGAGUCAGCUGAGUUUGGAGUGUAUUAUGUUGACCACAUCAACAAACGUGCCCAGUACAGACACCCCUGCGCACCCAGUGUUCCACGUUACGACCAGCCCCCUCCCCCACCAGUCACCUACCAGCCCCGCCCACCAGAACGCAACCAGCCCGUACUGGUACCAGCAAACCCGUACCACACAGCCGAGAUCCCAGACUGGCUGCAGGUGUAUGCCAGAGCCCCGCUGAAGUAUGAUCACAUCCUGAAGUGGGAACUCUUCCAGUUGAUGGAUCUGGACACGUAUCAGGGGAUGCUGAAGCUGCUCUUCAUGAAGGAACUGGAGUGCAGUGUUAAAUCCUAUGAGGCAUAUCGACAAGCGCUGCUCACCGAACUCGACACUCGCAAACAGCGGCAGCAGUGGUAUGCCCAACAACCAGCCAAAAACUUCCCUCCUAACAUGUGACUUGUAUAAAACACACCCAAACUCCAGCCUUAUCAGUGCCUUAGCUGCUGAUGCAGACAUUUAUUCCCUCAAACAGCUCCAAAUAUAAGCCCAAAGAGAGACACCACACAAAGCCUGUUGGGAACUUUACACUAUUACUGACAUUACUCCUAUAUAUCCUUAUCAGCCAUUAUACGGCUGUGUGUGUUCUGAGUCUAUGCUUGGUUUUGACUGUGUUGUGAAUGUGUUUCUUUGUGCAUGUCUGGACUGUGAGGACUCACUCCUUCUGCAUUAUCUUUUUGGACAAUCAACUAUCAGUUAUCAAUGUUUUAUUGUUUAACCAGACUUUUAUUUUCAAUUAUAGUUUUGCUUUUAGGGUAAAUCUCAUUAAAAAAAAAUCAUCCAGGUCACAUUUCACCUCAAAAAAAGAAAAUGAAGCUGAAUUUAGGGUUAUUGAAAGCAGCAUGAAUGAACGGUUUUGCAUCAAAUAUGAUUAAAUAAAUUAUAAAAAUUGCUAGUUUUUGCAUUACAGUAAUGAGUUUUUAAUAUUGAAAAUUAUGCAAUAAUCUUCAUGGUGCUUCAUUUUCUUCAAGUAAAAUGUAUAUUGCUGUUUUUUUGGGAGGGUGAAAUAUGACUUGGACAAUGAGGUUCAUCCUUUAAGGUUUAGGUGGAUUCCUUUUUUAAGGAAUUUGCUUCUUAUAUUUAAAGAUGAAGCUUUCAGAGUCGUCACUUUGUAUGAAGUGAUUGAGCCUGUGGUAUUAAUUUUUUUCAAGAGGUUAUUGCCUGUAUUUUUCAGUUAUUAUGUCUGUUUGUAAAAUCUAUUUUGAGCAUCAACACUAAAUAAACCAGGACCUUGUAUUGUG
This is a messenger RNA of Cyprinus carpio (common carp), 2373 nucleotides long. Its product is annotated as protein salvador homolog 1-like. Gene Ontology annotation, molecular function: molecular adaptor activity; protein binding. Gene Ontology annotation, biological process: regulation of cell population proliferation; apoptotic process; hippo signaling. The record is from RefSeq and is a predicted model, not a curated record. Lineage: Eukaryota; Metazoa; Chordata; Actinopteri; Cypriniformes; Cyprinidae.